AUGUAUUACCCACGGCUUAUCGAAGUUCCCGACAACUACGAGAUAUUUGCGUACUGCGCCUUCUUUGUAAUGAUAGUUUCUGGAAAUAUCUGGGUUAUAAUUGCUGUUAUCAGACAACCCAAGUUACGCCACUCAUCCACAAAUAUGUUUAUAAUUUCACUAUCGGUUGCUGAUCUCCUCGUGGCCAUGUUUCAGAUUCCAUACAAUCUGUUUUAUCAUUUAAUACCCGGAUUCUUCGCCUCAUUAAAUAAUAAUAUCUUCGUCUGUCGGACAUUUGCUUGGUUUCAAUGGACAUCGCGUUGUGCGACAGUGUUUUCACUUAUCGGUAUUGCGAUUGACAGGUACAGGGCUAUUGUGACACCUGUACAACCAAAGCUGACAAGAUCGCACGCUGGAGCCAUCAUAUCUAUAAUAUGGUUAGCAUCGUUGGGGUAUUCGCUCCGAAAACCGAUACUACUGGAUAUGAGCUAUUUCACUAUAAAUAAUGUAACAGAAAAGCACUGCAUGGUACCUUUGCAAUUUCACCAUAUUACUCGGUUAUUGCAUAUUGUAGAUUUCCUAGUCAUGUACCUCGUACCUUUGAUCAUCAUCAUUCCACUUUAUGUGUUGAUGGUGGUGGCCUUAAAAAAGAAGGGACCGACUAAUAUAUCCAAUCGGAACAAACGAAAGGCAAUUAAAAUGUUAAUUCUUGUUGUUAUCGCGUUCGCACUCACGUGGUUACCUUACUACAUGUAUAUCCUAUAUUACAACUUCACAGACGAUGUCCCAGUUUCGCUUAUGAAGGGUCUGGAAGUACAAGUGCACAUUGCAACGUUCUCCUACCUCAGCAACAGCUGGACAAAUCCGUGUCUAUAUGCAUAUUUCAAUGAGAGCUUUCGCAAGGAAUUCUACAGGAUGUUCCCGUGUCUGCAAAAUGGCUGCCGGGGUAACAAAGUAACACCGAGCGCGUACAAGACCUCCAAUGGGCCGACUACCGUGCAGACAAGGACUGUAGCACAGACAUCUAAUGAAAUGAAUAUGAAGUGA
Messenger RNA from Saccoglossus kowalevskii, 1026 nucleotides. Its product is annotated as QRFP-like peptide receptor. Gene Ontology annotation, biological process: G protein-coupled receptor signaling pathway. The record is from RefSeq and is a predicted model, not a curated record. Gene Ontology annotation, molecular function: G protein-coupled receptor activity. Gene Ontology annotation, cellular component: plasma membrane. NCBI's taxonomy places the organism in Eukaryota, Metazoa, Hemichordata, Enteropneusta, Harrimaniidae.